Salvia splendens (bonfire salvia) is the source of this 925-nucleotide messenger RNA. RefSeq names its product E3 ubiquitin-protein ligase RNF170. Gene Ontology annotation, molecular function: ubiquitin protein ligase activity; metal ion binding. Lineage: Eukaryota; Viridiplantae; Streptophyta; Magnoliopsida; Lamiales; Lamiaceae. Bases 106 to 651 code for a protein of 181 amino acids. The record is from RefSeq and is a predicted model, not a curated record. The transcript is spliced from 5 exons.
UAUAAAAUUCAGAAAAUGCCAAAUCCCAACUCUCAGCAUAGAAUCGUAGAUUUGAACUAGAGAGCGAGAGCGAGAGCGACAAUCUGCGAUUUGAGAGAGAGAAAAAUGGACGGGCCUCCGGUGAACGAUGAAUGCUCGAUAUGCCAGCAGAACUUCCAAAUUUCUUGUCAAGCCAAUUGCGGCCAUUGGUUCUGUGGAAGAUGUAUCUUACAAGUUUGGGAUUUCGGUCAUGCUCUUCGCCCAUGCAAAUGUCCGCUGUGUAGACGUGAGAUUACAUUGUUGGUUCCUAGUGAGGCACACCGUACGGCUGAUGGAGCUGAGAUUUUGCUGAGGAUUGAACAUUACAACCGUCAAUUUGGUGCACAGCCCAAUAGUCUCAUGCAGAGAAUGCAAGACCUUCCUUUUCUUCUUAGGAGAUUGUCACGGGAUAUAAUGGAUCCUCAAAGAGCGCUUCCACUUGUUGAGAGAGCACGUGUUUAUUUGGCAAUGAUUCUUAGUGCUAUGUAUGUCGUUAGCCCUGUCGACAUCAUCCCCGAAGCACUGCUAGGUAUCAUUGGUUUGCUGGAUGAUCUGAUUGUCAUAUUCAUGUGCUUCUUGUAUGUUGCUGCCCUUUACCGAACUGUUCUCGUUUCUAGGCAUGGAGGUGCUUGAGGAGGAAUCGGAUACCUCACGAAUACUGUACAAGAAAUAGGGGUAAAGCAUCAAUUUCUGUGGAAUAUCGAAGAUCUGAGCUUCGAUUCAAGGAUCAACAUUUUCUUGAUUUUCCCCACAUUCUGUCGUGGGAUGUAGCUCGUUUUCUGAAUUUAUUCUAUCCAGAGAAAAUUACUGUUUUCUUUAUCACGUAGCGUUGAUCAUGAAAGCAAAUGUGCAUAAGUGUAGUGUUUGUUGUGCUUAAUUUAUAUGAAGAUCAUUGGUUUCUUGUUCA